Molecule: messenger RNA, 4187 nt
Organism: Gossypium raimondii (Peruvian cotton)
Lineage: Eukaryota; Viridiplantae; Streptophyta; Magnoliopsida; Malvales; Malvaceae
Product: kinesin-like protein KIN-8B
Exons: 17
Coding region: 1373-3592 (739 amino acids)
Biological process (GO): microtubule-based movement
Molecular function (GO): ATP binding; microtubule binding; microtubule motor activity
Source: RefSeq, a predicted model, not a curated record
UUUUAUUAUUAACUUUGAUUUGAAAAAAAAGUUUUAGGGUUUUUAGUGUUUAUGUUGUUGCUAAACUUUGGAUGUAAAAUUUGAUGACCACAUUUUUAAUUUCCAAGAAUAGGAAAAUGAAGGCAACAAUGAUUGUUGAAAUCAAGUAUGAUGGAUAAGGAAGAUAUUUUGUGUAUUCCUUGUUAAUCUUGUUAUUUGUUAUAGAAGACAAUUCCCCUUCCCCCAUAGCCACAAUAAAUACGAAGCAAAGGAUUAUUAAUGCCUGGGUAGUUUAAGAUCAAUCUUUAUCAUACACAACAUGCAUGUAUCACAAUAUGAUAUAUGUUAGAAUUUGGAUGAGUAAUUAAAUUCACAGGUGUUGGCCUAUCUUUUACAUCUGACAGACUUGGCAGACAAUUGAAGGUACUCACAUAAGUCCAUGAUAAAAGUAUCUAAGUGAAAAUUGUAACAUUUACCGUUCCCGUGUUAGAAUGAAACGGUGUGUUUUUUUAUAUUUGUUGGUUUUUUUGAAAUAGAUGUUCCAUUUUUACGAAAACAUAAUAUAAUAGAUGUCAAGAUUUCCUCUUGUAGUAUUUCCUCUCUUUUGUUUGUUCUUCCAGCACAUUUUGAUGGAGUAAAGAUGAUCAAUAUCGAGCUUCGGAUUUAACCUUUUGACAAGGCACACUAACAAAAUCAAGAUUCAAGAUUUUGAAAAUUAAUUCUAAGACUUUACCUAAUCAUUUAUUAAUCGACAGUUAAUGAGUAAGUUAAUUGAUUUACAAAUGGUUGGAUAUAAUGAUAAGAUACAUUAUAUUUUUAAGGGAGAAUGUAAAUUUAAACUUUAGAAACGAAAAGCACGAACCCCAAACAUAGAUUGUAAAAUGAACAUAUAGGGUAUAAAAAAGAAAAGUUCUAUUUUGGCCACCCAUCUUCACAAAAAAAUAUAGAAAAAUAUUCUAUUUUGAUCACCUUACUUCAAAAACUUUUAAUUUCAUUACUACUAGGUUUUUUAAAAUUAUAUUGUUUGACUUUCCACAUAAUUAUUCAAUUUCCACGAAGCCAAUGAAACUAUAGAAUCUAGUUUACACAAGCACUUAUGCUGCUACGCAUCGUGCAGAUAUUGUUCGGGGUUUGACAGUUAUGCAUGGAUUGGGGAUUCUUUCUGCGUCACAUGAUGGUUCCAUCAUGUUAUGGGCACAAAGUGGCAAAGCAUUAAUGGUGAUGGUUGGUCAUACUUCCAUUGUCUAUUCAGUUGAUGCUCAUGUUUCCGGACUUAUUGUCAAUGGCAGUGAAGACCAUAUUGCAAAGAUAUGAAAAGACUCAUUUUGAAUUUCCACUGAAGUUGAAAGGUUUUCAGCCACGAAAUUUAGGUUGAAAUCGAUGUGGUUAAAAUAUGCCGACGAUUAGAGCUCCAGCUAAGAAGCAAACUACGACUUUAACGGUUGCAGUAAAAUGUAGACCGUUAAGUCAGAGGGCGUGCGGUCGCGACAUUGUUAGAGUAAAAAACAACAAGGAAGUGGUAGUGUUAGAUCCUGACUUAUCAAAGGAUUAUUUGGAUCGCAUUCAAAAUCGAACCAAAGAGAAAAAGUAUUGUUUCGAUCACGCCUUUGGUCCUCAGUCUACAAAUUUGGAUACCUACCAGAAAUGUAUAUCUACUAUAAUCUCGGGAGUUGUACAAGGUCUUAAUGCAACUGUAUUUGCCUAUGGUUCAACUGGAAGUGGUAAAACUUACACAAUGGUUGGGACACAGCAUGAUCCUGGACUCAUGGUUCUGAGUUUGCACACAAUUUUUGAUCUUAUUAGAAGGGAUAAGAGCUCUGACGAAUUUGAAGUUACUUGUUCCUAUCUUGAAGUCUAUAAUGAGGUUAUAUAUGAUUUACUCGAAAAAUCAUCAGGUUCUUUGGAACUUAGAGAGGAUCCUGAGCAUGGAAUAGUUGUUGCUGGGCUAAGAUGCAUUAAGGUUCAUUCAGCUGAUAAGAUCCUUGAACUUUUAAAUUUGGGGAAUAGUCGAAGAAAAACAGAAAGCACAGAGGCUAAUGCUACGUCUUCAAGAUCACAUGCAGUAUUGGAGAUUAUUGUGAGAAGAAAACAGAGAAACAAAUAUAAAAAUCAAGUCAUGCGAGGAAAACUUGCACUUGUUGACCUUGCUGGCAGUGAACGAGCUUCUGAAACAAACAGUACGGGCCAAAAGCUGAGGGAUGGUGCUAACAUUAAUCGUUCACUUCUUGCUUUAGCGAACUGCAUCAAUGCUCUAGGGAAACAACAAAAGAGGGGUCUUGUCUAUGUUCCAUACCGCAAUAGUAAACUGACAAGGAUACUUAAAGAUGGUUUGAGUGGUAACUCUCAGACAGUGAUGGUUGCUACAAUAUCUCCUGCAGAUAGUCAGUAUCAUCACACUGUGAAUACCCUGAAAUAUGCAGACAGGGCAAAGGAAAUAAAGACACACAUCCAGAAAAAUAUUGGCACAAUCGAUACACAUGUAUCAGAUUAUCAACGAAUGAUUGACAGCCUUCAGAUUGAAGUUUGCCGAUUGAAGAAAGAACUAGCAGACAAGGAAUCACAGUUGAGUGUCAAACCAACAGAAACGACUGCUGAUGAUGAACUGUCUUGGUUAAAUGUCUUGAGCCAAGAAAUCAGUGAAAAUGUUCAGGAACGUAUAAACUUACAGAAGGCACUGUUUGAACUUGAGGAAACCAAUCUUCGAAACCGCACUGAACUUCAGCAUCUUGAUGAUGCUAUUGCAAAACAACCGGUUUCUGAAAAGGAUGGUACAGUUUCUGAAGCUCUGAGAGUGAGGAGGCAAGAUAUUCUUGAUAACAUCCGUGACAAUGAUGAGGCUGGUAUUAAUUACCGAAAGGAAAUUGAAGAAAAUGAAAAGCAUCGUUGCCAACUCCAAGGUAUGAUUGAGGAAGCAAUCAGUAACAAUGGCAAUAAAACUUACUUGCGCAUACUCAGUCAAUACAGACUCCUGGGGAUGGCUAAUACUGAGCUUCAGUUUGAAAUGGCAAUGAGAGAACAGAUAAUCCACAACCAAAGAGAGGCACAAAGAAAUCUUUGGAACUUGAUCAUGGGGUUGGGACUUGAUGAGAAACAGAUAUUUGACCUUGCUGCCAAGCAGGGAAUAACGAUUGAAGAUUGGACAGUGACACGCUAUCCGGGGCUUUCAAACAGAGGGAAAUCACCCAAUUUGGCAUCUGGAGGGUAUGCUCCAUUCAGUUAUGGUCUUUCUAUAAACCAAUGGCGUAGAUCAUCUUGCAUCUACCAGAAUCAUCAACGUGUUGCUUCAAAGUCAUUUUCUCAAGACCGCUGGGACCUGUCUCCUACAUUUUGCCGGGAAAAGCACCAUAGUUUUUACUACUUACUAGCUCAUGAUAACUCUCCGCCAUGUGUCAGGUUCAGGAGGAGUAGUGAUAACUGGGUCAGUGGUGGUCAUCCAAUUUCUUGGUUUGGCACCCCUGAUAAGCUUCCCCGAGAUUUGCGGAAAUCAUACCCAGAGAUAACUCCUGUUUCAUCAUGCAAUGAAAUCUAUCUGCCAACUCCAGCUCUCGGUGCAGAUUUUGGACGGGCAAAAGGACAUUAUGAGGCAAAAUUUAUACAGCAAGGCUCCUCAUGAUUCAAUCAGUAGCAGCAGCCAAGACAUGGUCAAAGGACCAAUAGUCGGUCACGGUAGGACAGCCAAUGGUUUUUUGGGAUUUAUCCCGUCCGAACAAUCCUUUAGUACACACAGCCUGAAUCAUUCGGUCCAAAAUUCCAACCCCUCCAACCACCCAAGCCUUUCCUACAUUCAUACAUUUACUAACCAAAGCUUUAAAACUUAAGGCUGCCCCUCCAUUUUUGUAUAGCUUUCUUGUAUGUUGUACCUCAGUCUUUCUUUCCAUUGUUUUGUUUUUGCAUUCUUUUCUCUCCAGUGUUGAUGUAUAUACAUGAAUCAGUGCAUCAGAGUUGGCUUAGGAGGAAUUGGUAGCUGAAUUCUUUGUUUCCCCAUUGUGGAGAUUAGAGGGUUUAUAAAACCCAAGCUGCGGAUUGUAGGUUGUUUUUGUAACAGUAAUGUUUCAUAGAAAGAAAAAAACGUUCAAUCAAUUUCUUCAGUUAGAAUCUAAGUUACAAAAUGAACGACAAAAUAGCUGCCAAGAACUUGUUUGUAAUGUUAAUGUUAAGUGUUCAUUUUAUAUUUAUUCGAUGAAAUAAAGAUUGUGACCAGAAAUAAA